AUGGCCGCCGACGAUACCAAGAGCAAGAAGCGCAAGGGCGCAUCAGAGGCAGCGCCCAAGGCGAAGAAGGCUAGAAAAUCCGACGAUGUUGCUGCCGUUGUGGCCGAUGCCAAGCCGACAAGGAAAUCAGCGCGCAAACAAGCCGCUGACUUUAUGGAAAUUGACGACGUCGUGGAGGAAGAGGCGCCCGUUGCCGAAGCUGUGAAGCCGAAAAAGGGCAAGAAGAGCAAAGCCGCCACAAAGGUCGAUGAGGUGGCUGCUGAGCCUGUCGCUGAGGCGGUCGAGGUCACCGAGGUGCAAGAGAAGCCCAAGAAGCAGGGAAAGAAGGCCAAGGCCGCUGUCACAGAGGAGACAGUCGUCGUGGAAGCGCCCAAGGAAAAGGUGAAGAAGACCAAGAAGACCAAGACGGCUGAUGCUGCACCUGCCGAGGAAACUACCACUGUCGUAAAAGAGACCAUCACCGUCACAAAGCCAAAGAAGGCCAAGGCAGCCAAGAAGCAGGAGGCGCCUGAGCCCGAAGUCCAAGUCACUGAGGUUGCAGUAGUCGAAGACGCUGCUGAAGAUGCUGAGGGUGCUGAGGACGCCGAGGACGCUGAGGACGCUGCUGAGGACGACCAAACAGCUGCCCUACUUGCUGGCUUCAGCGACGACGAUACGGAUGCGGACGACGACCUCAACUUCGACGAGGAUGCAAAGGUCCCCAAGCUCAGCGCGAAGCAGCGGAAAGCAAUCAAGGAGGCAGAGAACGCCCCCAAGUCCAACCAGCCGGGUGUCAUCUAUGUUGGUCGUGUACCCCGCGGUUUCUUCGAAUCACAGAUGAAGAAGUACUUCUCCCAGUUCGGCAAGGUCAACAAGCUACGUCUGUCGCGCAACAAGAAGACGGGCGCCUCCAAGCACUACGCUUUCGUCGAGUUCCAAUCCCAAGAAGUCGCUGACAUUGUCGCGCGAACCAUGAACAACUACCUGCUGUUCGGCCACAUCCUCAAGGUCCACCUGAUCCCCACCGAUCAAGUACACCCCGAUCUCUUCAAGGGUGGAAAAGACCGGUUCAAGGUCGACCCUCGUAACAAGAAGGCUGGUCUGGAGAUGGAACGUGGCGCUGAGCGGGCUCAAUGGGAAAAGCGCGUUGAGACGGAGAACAAGAGGCGGACUAGCAAGGCAAAGGAGCUUAAGGAGACCUUUGACUACGAGUUCGAGGCGCCUGCACUCAAGACCGUUGACAGCGUUCCAAAGCAAACUACGCUCAAGGCCGCAGAGCCCCAACAGCUCCUCACCGAGACACUAGCGGAAGAAGCUCCCGUCGCUGAGGCCCCCAAGGGAAAGAAGGGAAAGAAGGCCGCAAAGGCUGGCGUUGAAUCAACCGAGACCCUCACAGUCACAGAGGCCGUCUCACCCGCACCAGCCAAAAAGGGCAAGAAGGCCACAAAGGCAAAGGCAGCCGAGGAGCCCACUGUCGCAGUCGAGCAAGUCACCGUAGUGACUGAACCCAUCGCAGACAAGAAGACCAAAAAAGACAAGAAGCGCAAGUCGGACGUUGCCCUUGACACCCCCGCUGCCACCGUCACCGAAGAGGAGGAGCCUGCCGCCGUCGCAGAACCCGCACGCAAGAGCAAGAGAACCAAGAAGGAAAUACUCCCCACGCCCGAACUCAUCGCCGAAGAAGAAGAAGAAGAAGACAACGUCGUCGAAGACAAGAAGAAGAAGACAAAGGCCGUCGCAAAGCCUAAGAAAGCCAAAAAGGCAAAGGCGUAA
Pyrenophora tritici-repentis Pt-1C-BFP is the source of this 1752-nucleotide messenger RNA. RefSeq names its product RNA-binding protein (RRM domain). Gene Ontology annotation, biological process: maturation of LSU-rRNA from tricistronic rRNA transcript (SSU-rRNA, 5.8S rRNA, LSU-rRNA). NCBI's taxonomy places the organism in Eukaryota, Fungi, Ascomycota, Dothideomycetes, Pleosporales, Pleosporaceae. Gene Ontology annotation, molecular function: RNA binding. Gene Ontology annotation, cellular component: nucleolus. The record is from RefSeq and is a predicted model, not a curated record.